GUAGAGGACACGACAUCAUCAACACCGCGGCAUCUAGUCAUUCGUCAACGUAACCUCCCACGCUCUUUUUCCUCGGGGUAGGCGUUAUCACAUAGUUAGGUCAAACGUAUUCCGUCAAGAGAUUGUUCCUCGUUCCAAUCCGAAUCCAAGCAUCGUCGUCGUUGAACCUGCACCAGAUUGGAGACGGUGCCCAAUUCAUACCAUCCGUGUUAGCGACGCCGCUAUCGCCCGGCAGACAGGACCCGCCAAGCAUCCGAUAACGAAUCAACACCAACUGCGCAGUCGUUUGCUCUACAAACAUAUCACCAUGGACCAGAUGAUCGGUGGUGGUGGCGGCGAUGCCGGGCGCUUCCCGCUUGAGACGUGGUUCUGGGAGAUGCCCAUCUGUACAAGGUGGUGGACGACGGCAACGAUGCUCAUGAGUGGCUUGGUCCAGUGCGAGCUUAUAACUCCCUUCCAGCUCUUCUAUAGCUACCGCGCCGUCUUUGUUAAGUCACAGUACUGGCGACUACUCACCACCUUCCUCUACUUCGGGCCCUUCUCCCUCGACCUUCUCUUCCACGUCUACUUCCUGCAACGCUACUCUCGAUUACUCGAAGAAUCGGCAGGCCGAUCACCCGCCCACUUCUCAUGGCUGUUACUGUACGCCAUGGUGUUCCUCCUGAUCCUGUCGCCGCUCGUUUCCAUGCCAUUUCUUGGCCAUCCGCUUUCGUCGACGCUGGUUUACAUAUGGUCUCGCCGUAACCCGGAUACCCGGUUAAGCUUCCUUGGGUUACUGGUGUUUAGCGCACCCUACUUGCCAUGGGUACUCAUGGCUUUUAGCUUGACCCUUCAUGGCACAAUUCCUAAGGAUGAGUUGAUGGGCAUGGUCAUUGGCCAUAUUUGGUACUUUUUCACCGACGUGUAUCCUCCUCUUCACGGCGGUUCAAGACCCCUUGACGCGCCCAUGUGGUGGCGUCGUAUUUUUGAGGGCCGGCCACGCGAGGAGACCACGGAUGGUAUCAACAACGAGAUUGCAGUCGCUGGCGCUCCCGAAGUUGCGCCACCCGAGGUCCGCUAAGGCGUAUGAAUUGGGGAAUGGGAAGCCGGUUGUACAAUCCUAGUCAGGACCACGGGCUACAACUGCAUGACAGGUUAGGUCAUGCUAAUUUGCUGAUAUUUCUGUUUUAAAAGGAGGAUACCAGGCGUUUUUAGGGAAUUCGGGAUCAGUUGACACAAGACACUCAUUCACUACGGCACAAAAGCAGCGAACUUUGUGCAUGCGGUCUUGCGGUUUCGUUCAGGAC
Molecule: messenger RNA, 1286 nt
Organism: Neurospora tetrasperma FGSC 2508
Lineage: Eukaryota; Fungi; Ascomycota; Sordariomycetes; Sordariales; Sordariaceae
Exons: 3
Coding region: 308-1060 (250 amino acids)
Biological process (GO): endoplasmic reticulum unfolded protein response
Cellular component (GO): Hrd1p ubiquitin ligase ERAD-L complex; endoplasmic reticulum membrane
Molecular function (GO): misfolded protein binding; ubiquitin-specific protease binding
Source: RefSeq, a predicted model, not a curated record